Ramularia collo-cygni is the source of this 723-nucleotide messenger RNA. RefSeq lists its product as uncharacterized. The transcript has a single exon. Lineage: Eukaryota; Fungi; Ascomycota; Dothideomycetes; Mycosphaerellales; Mycosphaerellaceae. The record is from RefSeq and is a predicted model, not a curated record. Bases 1 to 723 code for a protein of 240 amino acids.
AUGGGAUGGCUUUGGGGAUCAACUCCCAGCGAUGCUGCUCAGAACACGGAAGCUCGACGAAAUGAACCCGUCGCCGCCCGGUCGCGUGGUGCUGCAUUAACAGAAGAGCAGCGAAUGCGCAUCUUUGGCCGACCAGGACCCAUUCCCGCCGCUUCAUCAUCCACAGCCACAUCAACAUCAACAUCCCCCGAAACGCGCGAACAAAAAGCCGAUGCAGAGUUGGAGGCCUUGAUCCAAUCCUUCUCCGCCUCCGACCCCGCAUUCAAGCAAUCCGGCGCAGAAAACGUCGAUGCCAACGGCCAAAAAGAAGCCGUCGAGGACGCAACCCAUUACGAUCGAAUCCUCCCCGAUGGCYCCCUCGACAUUUCCCCCGAAGCCGUCUACCCGCGCACCAUGUCCUGUCGCUCGGCCUUUGAUCAGGCCUUUUACUGCCAAUCCGUCGGCGGCAAGUUCAAUGACAUUUAUCGCCAUGGACAACUCCGACAGUGCUCGGAACAAUGGGCGUCCUUUUGGUUCUGUAUGCGGACGAGGACAUUGCCGGACAAGGACAAGGCGGUCAUGAUCCGUGAUCAUUAUAUGCAGCGCGAUGAGGAGAGACGGAAGAAGUUUGGGAGCAGUGAGGAUGUUUGGGAGUUGAGGAAGACGGCCGUCACGAGGGCUUUUGAGAGAGAUMCCGAUGCUGAUGAGGCGGCGCAAGAUUUGAUUGCUGGUGUGAAGGAAUGA